CUCCCUCGCAGCAAUAACAAAAACACAGCUCUUCAAGAAGCGUUCGGCCCUCAACUCAACGCCAUCGGGACUUCGAGGACGGGGACGACUUCAACGACUACCAGGACUACAGAGAAGGACUCCUUGACGAAUACGGUGACGACGACGAUAUGGCCCAGGACCGAGAAUGGAGUUUCAAGCGACCCGAGCGUCUGGACGUCAAGAAGCCGGGACCAGGGUUCGGCGUCAAUAACUUUGCUUUUCGCGAUGCUUACUCUCAGGACGAUGAUAGCGGGCAACUAGAUGAGGGUGCCGCUGAGAUCCCAAGUCUGCUAGGCGAGGGAGCUCUGUUACCUUCCAGACUGAUGAGCAAGAACAGCGUCGACUUGUCCAGGGAUGGUGUGGGCGACCCCCGCGGAGAAGUGGCCGAGAUGUUAGGCGACUUCGCACUUCGAGAAAACCAGGAGAUACCAGAUGUUCUGUUAGCGGAUGAAGGGGUUGUUGAAGAGGCCACAGACGAAGUUGUCUCAGCUCCCAAAGCGGAAAAGCUGCAAGAGAAGAAAGAGCAAGUCGAUGGGGCCUCUCCCGCCACUCCUACAGAAACACCAGCCAAGGAACUGGAGAAGCCGAAUUCCUACGUCCAUAUCAGCACGGCCGAAACACUCAAGACGGAAAAAGAAGGCGCCGACCUGGCUAGAUACAUCGUCAGGCUAUCUGGACUGACAGCCGCUCACUUGCAGAACUUGAAGGUUGGCGAAGACCGAAUAAUGUUCCGGAUUGGGGAGAACGCUAAGGGAAUCACUGCCUCGGAUGUGGCCAAGAAAGCAGAGGAACUUCGCGAUCAAGUCAAAGCCAAAACGGGCCAAACGAUCAGUCAGGCAGGAAUCGGCGAUGAGGUGAGCUUGGAACUUCAAAACUCGCAUUCAUCACCUACCACCAUGUUGGCGUUAGUGUACAGCUCCAACAAGAAACAUAUCGUUGCUGCUGCAGCCAUCGUGUGUGGCGUCAUGGCUGCUCUUCUGGUGGUGGCGUCCGUCCUGUUUUUCCUGAGGAGGAACGCCAAAUCCAAGGCUAAGCUACUUGGCCUCACGGCUCACGACACCGAAGCUUCUAAGGACUACCAGGUACCGGACCUGUGUCGAGCUCGUAUGGCGGGAAAAGCUGGAGAAGGCGGGAAAGUCGAGCCACCGACGACGCACGUGCCAACCCAAAGGAUCGCCAGUCUCUCCAAGGACUCGGACAAUGGGAACAACUCUCCCUCAUCCAGGUCAUCAACGAGUUCAUGGAGUGAGGAACCCGUGGCAUCCAACAUGGACAUUUCAACUGGUCACAUGGUUUUGAACUACAUGGAGGACCAUCUGAAGAACAAAGACCGACUGGAACAGGAAUGGAUUGCCCUGUGUGCCUACGAAGCGGAGCCCUGUGCCACUACCAUUGCCAUGAAGCCUGAGAACAGUAAGAAGAACCGCUACCCCGACUCUGUGCCAUACGACCACAACAGAGUCAUGCUCAAUUCUCAUGCCAACGUGAACGGAUCAGAUUACAUCAACGCAUCUUCCAUCCAGACUGAUCACGAUCCCAGAAAUCCAGCCUACAUUGCCACCCAAGGACCUCUGAACACCACCGCAGCUGACUUCUGGCAGCUGGUGUGGGAGCAGGGCAGUGUCGUCAUCGUCAUGCUCACGAGGUUGACGGAGAAUGGACUGGCGUUCUGUCAUCGGUAUUGGCCAGAGGAAGGCAGCGACCUCUAUCACAUCUAUGAGGUUCACUUGGUCUCGGAACACAUCUGGUGCGACGAUUACUUGGUUCGGUCAUUCUAUCUUAAGAAUGUCAAAACAGGAGAGACUCGCACCGUCACCCAGUUCCACUUCCUCUCCUGGCCUGAUUCUGGCACCCCGGCAUCCACCAAGGCACUACUUGAAUUCAGAAGGAAGGUGAAUAAGUCAUACAGAGGUCGGUCCUGCCCAAUCAUUGUACACUGCAGCGACGGCAUCGGUCGAACUGGCACCUACUGCUUGAUCGAUAUGGUGUUGAACCGCAUGGCUAAAGGAGCGAAAGAGAUCGAUAUCGCAGCAACUCUGGAGCACAUACGGGACCAACGGCCGCAUAUGGUGAAGAGCAAGGCGCAGUUCGAGUUCGUGUUAAUGGCAGUAGCUGAAGAAGUGCACGCCAUCCUGAAAGCCCUUCCCCAAUAGCCAACAACCCUUUGAUGACGACCCGGCGAGACUACAUGGAUUUCAAAAUUUUCAUUGAAGAAAAAAUAAAAAUAAUACAAAAAACUAUGUGGGGGAAGCCCAAUGGGAAUCACUUAUUUCUCUGCAACAGAUCAUAAUAAUAAUCCGUCUGGGCUCCCCCAUUUCCCCUCACUCAACCUUAUAAUCCUCAUUUACACUCCCAGAAACCCAUGUAAACAAUUCAGUUGCCCAACUAACUCACCCCAUCAACACUUACUCCCUUUUCCACACUCCACUGACUCACCAGACACCACAACUGGUCGAAGUAAUCCUUCCAGGAAGGUGGUGUUGCUGUGAACCUUUGCUGAGUGACCAACAAUGGUAACGGGGGAAAUUGAUUUCAUGAAGUAACAGAAUACAGGAAGAAGAGAUACACCAAGGAUUCCCGGUAUAUCGAUGGUGGUUCCUCUUCGACGGAUCUUCGUUUGUCGCCUAUGUUUACUUUCUUUGGUACAGGGACACUAAAUUGACUAAAUCAAUUAAAAUUAAACUAUAUAUUCACUAGCUUGAUCCUAAGUGAAUUUAUGCUUGGCCCUAAGGAUAAUGGAUGGCUUUUUAUUGGACGUAUAUAUUAUACUUACAGGUGUCAGAGGAUAAUUAUAUAUGAUAUAUAUUUUCUUUCAAUGUUUCCAAAAUAUGAGUAUAUAGGAAUAUAUAUAUAUAAUAAACUACAAUUGUGUAUAAGUGGUAAUUAACACUGUAACGUUGUGUAACAUGCAGACGUCCACCAAGUCACACUCAGUUACACAAUCUUUAAUAUUAACAUUAAACCAAUUACCCUAAUGCAUUAUUAUGUUUAAAAUUUCCAAAAGUAUCGAAUUGGCAUGGCAAACCUUAUAAACAUAAAAGUUCCACGGAAGCCUCUGCUUUCGAUUCACAGUAAAUGAUAAAUGAACAAAAAAGGUUUUGUAACUGAGUACGGUAAAUGUACUACUCCAUGACCUCUAACUGUCCGCUUUAUUUUCUCUACAAAAACGAAUCUCCAAAAUGAACAAAAAAAGGCCGAAAACAAAAUAAAAAAAAAGAAUCACAAAAAAAUUAAAACCCGCCUUUCUAUUCAUUGACUGGAAGCGAAGACCGGUCCCCCGAACCUCUUGGCUGGUAUUGCCCUCCUCCUCCUCCUCCAAAUAUAAGAAGCCUUCUUGGAUCCAGCCUCCCAAGAAGGCUUCUCUCAGCCAAUCAAGUUCUUCGGUUGGAAGUCUCGCUCAGCCAAUGGAUUUCGAUGUAUUCGCUUUCCUACCCCAUCUCCACUCCCUUCCCUCAACCUUCUCCCUUCCCUCCCUCCCUCCUUGCCUCCCUCUUGUCUCUCUCCUAUGUAGAUCAUAAUGGAUAGUGUUGUGAUAGAAUUAAGGUAAAUUAUAUUGAUAUAUAUAAAUAUAUAAAUAUAUAUUAUGUUGUUACCCAGAUAUGAGAUCAAGUGUCCAUGAAAAGAAUGAAAUCUGUGGAACUGGGAAAAUUCUUUCGUCUUCAUGGGAACUUUUAAUAAAAUAGAUAUAAAAUGGAAAAAAAACUUUCAUCAAAUGUUAUUAUGGCAGAGAGUACGUUUCUAAAGUUAAUAACAGAAUGGAGGAAAGAUCUUAAAAUGCUCGCAUUAACAAGAAAACUGUCAAAUAAAAUUGUCACAAAAUUUCCAACGGAAAAAAAUAAUCAUCUCUCUUUCUAUAGUCUGCAAAACUAAGAAAUUAACGCAAGAGGAUUCACAUGUUCAUACCCCUAGGAAACGCUGUAAACAAAAAAGAAAAAAGUAAAUAAAUAAAACUUUGCAGGGACAUCAGCGAGUGUGUGUAGUUCUGUUCCAUGUCGUUUCUGUACAUUAGAUUAGCAUUAUUUUCUUCUCCAAAUGCUACAAAAUAAGCUACCCUUGGUUUUCUAUUUGCUCUCUGGUACAAAAAAAAAUCUUUUUUAAUCUAACCAACACAAUCAUCAGUUAUGAUUAUUAGUCAUAUUUUGGUUAUAUUUAUUGCUUAGAUAUAUGAAUAAAUAUACAUAUAUAUAUUUUCCUUUGAGUUACACGAACUAGAUUUCAGGACUGGACUAAUGUAGCCCUUGUGGUCUUGGAUCAUGAGGGUGAAUGCCCCAGUCAUCUCGACGCCAAUAAAGUGAUUUGGUGGA
Molecule: messenger RNA, 4325 nt
Organism: Macrobrachium nipponense
Lineage: Eukaryota; Metazoa; Arthropoda; Malacostraca; Decapoda; Palaemonidae
Product: receptor-type tyrosine-protein phosphatase N2-like
Exons: 19
Coding region: 150-2174 (674 amino acids)
Biological process (GO): regulation of secretion; protein dephosphorylation
Cellular component (GO): synapse; secretory granule
Molecular function (GO): protein tyrosine phosphatase activity
Source: RefSeq, a predicted model, not a curated record